Messenger RNA from Colletotrichum truncatum, 1737 nucleotides. RefSeq lists its product as uncharacterized. The record is from RefSeq and is a predicted model, not a curated record. NCBI's taxonomy places the organism in Eukaryota, Fungi, Ascomycota, Sordariomycetes, Glomerellales, Glomerellaceae.
AUGUCCGCCGUCAAGAAUCUGCGGGCCAUGUUCGAGCAAAAGCAAGACACGAGCCCGCCAGAUCGCGGAAGGUCGCCAGGACUUUCUUCCAAUGGCACCGAAACCCCUCCUCCGGCUGCAAGGCCACUUUCGAAAAUCCGAACCAGUUUUGUUGCCGUCGAGAAGGACGGUAAAGUAGGACUUCGUCGAGACCCCAGUAACGAAUCUAGCCGCAGCUUGUCUCAGCGACGACUGAGCACCCAUACGGAAGGCGAAGCUUCUGUAUCUGGUCAAUCCGACAAGACCAUGGCUACAGAGGAAACUUCUGGUGGCUACAAGACGAGUGUCGUUGGCGAGACCAUUCCCGAGUCUCCUCGCCGCCCAGACACCGACAAGGCCACAAAUGGAGCUGUGAUCCGCAACCUAGGAGCCUUGACGGACAAGCCCAGCCAUAACCCUGACAAACAUGUUGAUAUCGAGACGCCAACGCCGGAGCUGUUACCCGGCGAUCCAACUUUGAAGACCCCCGCCGAGCCUGCCGUUACCAACGGCGUCGCCGCCGCAAAGCCGGCUGCCAAGGCUAAAGAAGCAGCAAAGACUGCCGCGAAACCUUCAUCAACCCUCGCACCCAUUGCGACUAAGACAAGAUCCAAGACACCGACGAGGUCUCCAACCGCCGUUAAGACGCCCAACCUGCCUCACGCGAGCUCCAGGCUGAGCGCCCCCAAGUCGCAACAUGAGCCGGCUAAGAAAACCCCUGAAAAGUCGGCGACGACUACGGCAAAGGCCGGUGCAAAGGCAACUGGGUCCCACAAGAAGCCUGCGCCCGUGAAUAUCUCUCCUCCCAGCGGCACUGGCUUCGUUAAGCCCAAGCCCAAGUCGCCCACCCGACCGGUGAAGCUGCCUUCCUCAUUGAUGGCCCAAACUGCCGCAUCCGGCUCAAAGGUUAAGGAGACCCCCCGCGAGACUCUCUCGCGUGCCUCUGGCAACCAGGGCCGCCCGGCUAGUAGAGCGAGCGCUGCCGGUGCCGCGCCGGCCACCAAGACUUUGAAGCGUCAGAAGUCGGUUAUCAACCAUCCCAGACCCAGCAUUGGUCCCCCGCCGAAGAAGCCUCUCCAGGACCAUCCCAUCACCAAGAAAGAGAAGGAGGUGGACGAGAACUUCCUGGCACGUAUGAUGCGCCCUACCCAGAGCUCCAGCUCCAAGACAACUGAGAAGGCCCCUGUUACGCCUCCCAGACAUCGGAGCUCCACGCAAGGCAGCGGCAAGCAGUCUUCCGCUUCGAAGAGUCCUAAGAGGACCGCUAAGCCGGCGUCCGCAGUGGCACGCACGGGAAGCCCCAUCUCUAAGAAGGAGGUGCCCAUUAAGCAAGUCGCGCCUGAGACCGCCAAGGUGGAGACGGCGGAGGCUGCCGUUGAUCUUGCUCAGAAGGCCGAGGCACCCAUUGAGGUCAGGCCAGAACCGGUUAAGGCGCCAGUUACUCCAGAACCUAUUGAAGCCAAGAUGGAGGAGCCUUCCCCUGAACAGGUUUCCGAGCCUGAGCCUGUCGCUGCUGCGGAGCGUGCCGAGUCACCUGCGCUCGAGGAACUCACCCAGCAGGCCACGGAGCUGUCUAUCAAGGAGUCGGACAACCACGAGCUCAAGAGCCCCGAUGAGUUUGAGGAGCUCCUGACUGACGAGAAGGAAAUUGGUGAGGAGCACGUGCAGGCUCCUGUUUCUACUGAGGCGACCACAGAAGUCAAGACUGAAACUGCGUAA